This is a messenger RNA of Alligator sinensis (Chinese alligator), 4710 nucleotides long. RefSeq names its product folliculin interacting protein 1 (gene FNIP1). Gene Ontology annotation, cellular component: cytoplasm. The transcript is spliced from 16 exons. NCBI's taxonomy places the organism in Eukaryota, Metazoa, Chordata, Crocodylia, Alligatoridae. The record is from RefSeq and is a predicted model, not a curated record. Gene Ontology annotation, molecular function: ATPase inhibitor activity; protein-folding chaperone binding. The coding region runs from base 1324 to 4461 and encodes 1045 amino acids.
CAGACACUUUAUGCUCAAGUUGUUUUGAUUUCCAUUUAACAGCCUAGCUGUUUCCAUUUAAAGCUUUUUCUAUACUGCUUAAAAACAAUCCACAUUCAACUUCUAAAUAUUCUUUUGCUGUGUCCUAUAAGAAGGGAAGUUAUCAAUUAUCAUUAAAAAAUUUUGCAUUUAAGUUAUGGGCUUUCUCCAAAGACUCCUGAAGUCAGUACAAAGGCUCCCAUUACCUGCAAUGGAUCAGGUCCUAAUGAAGCAAUCAAAUGAAUUCUAUUUGUCUUGGAGCCAUGUCUUGGAUUGUUUGGAAAGUCAAAAUUAACAUCUCUUGCUAUCAUUAAUUCCCUUAGAAAAUGUGCGUGCGUUUGUCCACAUACCUGUCUACAACUGUUUUACCUGUUGCCUUCAUAUGCUGAUUUUUAAAAAAAGCUUUUCCCAUAUAUUUUCCAAGAAGCACCCAUAAACUGCCUUGCUAUUAGGAUACUCUGUGAAACUCCUUUUUUUUUUCUUCAUUUUUAUUCUAUAAUUAGGAGUUUUAAGAUUUUUUUUCCCCCAUACAAUAUGAGUAGAGCAGGUCAUUGCUGUAUUUAGGUUUGUCUGAUAUGAGCUAACUAUUGAUAUUUGCCAGUGUUAAACUGCAUGUACUAAAAAUAAAAAUUUUGAAAAAUAAUACUUAUGUGAAUGAAGAAAGACAUUGUACAACCUCCUCUUAAAUCUUUCCUUGCAUUUGAGCCAGGCUCAACCCAGACUGAUGCUCUGUGGGCUAAGAACGCCCGUCAUUUAGCAGUAGUGAAUGCCAAUGCUAGCUGCUUAAUUAUGCAUGUAUAUGUUAUUCUUUUAGAAGUACAUAUUUAGCUGGUGCCAAGCAAUUUAAAUCUUCCUUAACCAGGUGUUAAAUAUGUGUGAAAGUCUAAGCUCUGGUAUUUUUAAUAUAGAAGUAGCCAAAUAAAUAUUAAAAGCAGAUGGCAUGCCAUGAAUUAGAACUAGUCAAAUUCUUUGUUUCCAGCUCAGCCCCAUUUUUCAGUUUUGAGGAUCCUUUAGCAACUGGCUCAAAUUUGCAUAAUCAUUCAUAAGUCAUAAUCAUGAUGGCUGUUUUUAUUAAUGACAAUAAUAGACAUUAGGAUGGGUAAGAGAUCAUAAUUGGGGCUUUGUUGCAAAGUAGGAUGCUGUUAUUACAGUUUUGUUUGUAUUGUGAUAAGACCAAAGAUGCUCCAUUAGAGACCAAAACCUCUGUGUGCCAGAUCGAGUACAUGCAUGUAACAGGAAGAGAGAACCUGCUGUCUCAUUACAAGAUGAAACCACAAGGGUUCUCGGUGCUCCUCUGAUGCCAAUAUGCUUGGAGAGAUGAUGUUUGGUUCUGUGGCCAUGAGUUACAAGGGCUCCACAUUGAAAAUUCACCAGAUCAGGUCCCCUCCUCAGCUCAUGCUUAGUAAAGUUUUUACAGCCCGAACUGGAAGUAGCAUCUAUGGAAGUCUAAACACGCUUCAGGAUAGUCUUGAGUUCAUUAAUCAGGACAGUAAUACAUUAAAGCCAGACCACAGCACAAUUAUGAAUGGACUCCUUGGAAACAUAGGUCUUUCACAGCUUUGCAGCCCCAGGCGGGCGUUCUCUGAACAAGGUCCGCUCCGCCUGAUCCGGAGCGCCUCUUUCUUUGCAGUUCACAGCAACCCUAUGGACAUGCCAGGGAGAGAACAGAGUGAGGACAGAGACAGCGGUAUAGCCAGAUCUGCAUCUCUUAGCAGCCUACUUAUCACUCCAUUUCCAUCUCCGGGUUCCUCGCUUACCAGAAGCUGUGCCAGCAGUUACCAAAGACGUUGGCGUCGCAGUCAGACGACAAGCUUGGAGAACGGGGUCUUCCCUAGAUGGUCUGUAGAAGAAAGCUUUAAUUUGUCAGAUGACAGCUCUGGUCCCAACCCAGGGAUUGUUAGGAAGAAGAAGAUCGCCAUUGGGGUGAUAUUUACACUCUCAAAGGAUGAAGAUGAAAAUAGCAAAUUUAAUGAGUUCUUUUUCUCACACUUCCCUCUCUUUGAGAGUCACAUGAACAGACUGAAGAGUGCAAUAGAACAGGCUAUGAAAAUGAGUCGGAGAUCAGCUGAUGCCAGUCAACGGAGUUUGGCCUAUAACAGAAUUGUAGAUGCCCUAAAUGAGUUCAGAACAACUAUUUGCAAUCUCUAUACCAUGCCACGGAUUGGGGAACCUGUCUGGCUGACUAUGAUGUCUGGGACACCAGAAAAGAACCAGCUUUGCCAUCGUUUCAUGAAGGAGUUCACUUUCUUAAUGGAGAACGCCUCUAAAAACCAAUUCUUACCAGCUCUGCUGACUGCGGUUCUCACUAAUCACCUGGCCUGGGUCCCCACAGUUAUGCCAAAUGGGCAGCCACCUAUAAAAAUCUUUCUGGAAAAGCAUUCCUCCCAGAGUGUGGACAUGUUGGCUAAGACUCAUCCAUACAACCCACUGUGGGCACAGUUAGGAGACUUGUAUGGGGCUAUCGGAUCACCUGUGAGACUAGCAAAGACUGUCGUAGUUGGCAAAAGGCAAGAUCUGGUGCAGAGGUUGCUUUAUUUCCUCACUUACUUCAUAAGAUGCUCUGAGCUCCAAGAGACGCAUCUUCUAGAAAAUGGAGAAGAUGAAGCCAUAGUCAUGCCUGGAACCGUUAUUACUACCACAUUGGAGAAAGGAGAAGUGGAGGAAUCGGAGUAUGUGCUUGUCACAAUGCACAGAAAUAGAGGCAAUUUGUUAUCUUGGGAGUCUGAGGAAUUGAGAACUUCUAACUGUAGUUGUAAAUACUGCAAAGGCCCACUUCCCCUUGGGCCAAACAUAGAGGCUGCUUCACAACGAGAGAGAGAAGAUGCACAAAAUGCCUCUAAGGUAGAGCUGGAAACUUCUUUAGAGGAAAGCAGAACAACCUCAGCUGCUGACUGCCAAGAAGACCCUGUUGAUGUUAAGCAUUGCAAAGAUAAUUUGAGAUCCUGCCUGGACACCAAGGUAGAGACAGUAGUCUGCACGGGGGCAGCUCCAGUGGACAAAUGUCCACUGGCAGAAUCUGGAUUAGAGCCAACUGCAGACAUCUGGAGGACCGAGGAGUCACUGGAAUCUGGUACCCAAGCCCUCAGUGUAACAAGAUCCACAGGUAUAGUUGUGGAGAAGAAGCCUCCCGAUAAGCCCUUGUCUGACGCAUUCCCUUGCAAUUCAGCUGAGGCUCAGACAAAGGUGACUUUUCUGAUUGGUGAUUCUAUGUCGCCUGACUCGGACAUCGAACAGAGAAGUCAAGCAGUAGCGGAACAAAUUACUAGGCAUCACAACCAGCCAGCAAUGAAGGAAGGAGUGGCUGCUGACCAGAACUGUGAAGCAAAACAAACCAUCGAGGACCAAACCAGAGACUGCAGGACAUCUGAACCGUUCCCUCAAGUUGCCAGCAAGCAUCAGACUUGGAAUCCAAAUCCUUACAGUACUGAGAGCUCGAGUCUUUUUGAUGAGUAUUUUACUGAUGAUGGUUCGAUUGAAACCCGAACUAUUGAUGAUAUUCCAGUGCGAGCAACUACAGACAUUCUAGAUCAAAGCAGUAGUUUAACGUUUUCUAAAAAACUCUGUACACAGAACAGCAAACAACCCAGUGAAUUUUGUAAGUUCAUGGAAUCUGUUCGCCAAGAGACAUGCAAAAACUGCUUUGCUGAGCAGGACCAAAAAGACAAAGUUGCUAUUAGUGUCCCCCAUGGGGAUAGAGAAAAUGUAGAGAAAAAAGUUGCCCCAGCAAUUGACUGGGACAUUCCGAGAAAUGAGAGCUCAGAUAGUGCCCUUGGCGAUAGUGAAAGUGAAGAUACGGGUCACGAUCUAACUAGACCAAGCAGUAACUAUUAUGGGGGAGAGCAAGAAGAUUGGGCAGAGGAAGAAGAGAUCUCUUUUCCUGGGUCAAAAUUAGUUGAAGUGAACUCUGUCCAGCCCAGUAUUGCCAAUUUUGGAAGGUCCUUGCUAGGUGGCUACUGUUCAUCUUACGUACCUGACUUUGUUUUGCAAGGAGUAGGAACUGAUGAAAAACUGAGACACUGUUUGGUGUCAGAUUUGUCGCAUGCUGUUCAGCAUCCUGUCUUGGAUGAACCGAUCGCAGAGGCUGUCUGCAUUAUUGCAGACGUGGACAAGUGGACAGUGCAAGUGGCCAGUAGCCAGAGGCGAAUGAUUGACAAUAAACUGGGAAAAGAGGUGUUAGUCUCCAGCCUUGUCUCCAAUCUGCUUCAUUCCACUCUUCAGCUUUACAAGCAUAACUUAUCUCCAAAUUUUUGCGUCAUGCACCUGGAAGAUCGGCUACAGGAACUGUAUUUCAAAAGCAAGAUGCUGUCUGAAUAUCUCAAGGGCCAGAUGCGAGUUCAUGUUAAGGAGCUGGGCGUGGUGCUGGGGAUUGAAUCCAGUGACCUCCCUUUGCUGGCAGCUGUAGCAAGCACUCACUCUCCAUAUGUUGCCCAGAUACUACUUUAAAAUGCCAAAGGGCAUGGACGGUCACAUUUUUUUUCCUGGAAAACAAAAUGGAAGGCAAGGAGACAAACAUGAAACGUACUUGUUCCAACUCCUUUUUGCUUGAGGCAACUGAAAUGAACAGCUUGCCAAGCGGACUGGGUCUCCAUAACUGACUGCACAUUAUGCACACGCAUGGAGACUACUUGUAUUUUUUUUCAUUCUCCCACUUGGCCAUUCAUUUAAAAAAAAAAAAAAAAAUUCAAAGAAAAA